Molecule: messenger RNA, 2823 nt
Organism: Megalobrama amblycephala (Wuchang bream)
Lineage: Eukaryota; Metazoa; Chordata; Actinopteri; Cypriniformes; Xenocyprididae
Gene: stard15
Product: StAR-related lipid transfer (START) domain containing 15
Exons: 6
Coding region: 415-1203 (262 amino acids)
Molecular function (GO): lipid binding
Source: RefSeq, a predicted model, not a curated record
ACGUUGGAUUCAGGCUACACACCUGCACAGGUUAAACAAAACAGUCACGGAAAAGAAAUCCUUUGAAUUGACAAACAUGACACCUGAUCCAUGGAUCAUCAGUCAGUCUGACUAAAUGGGCUCUUGUAGACCGCUCCACCUGAAAAACGACAUGUCAGUAACGUGAUGCCUUACUUAUAUAAUGCGUGUCUCCAGUAUGGGACUGAUGCAGGACUGAAGAGGAUGCUCAGAUACACCUGCUCCAUCAUACAUUAGUUACAACAGUUAGACUGAACUGUAGAAGAGAUUUUAGACUAAAACUAAGUGAAAACGACAAGUGGAGACAACACAAACACAAACGAGCGGAUCAGGGGCAUUUAUGAGAGGAGCCUUUAGCCCUGCAGACCUGUCUGAUCCACAGCACCGGGAGGCAAGAUGCCAGUCCAGAUACCGGAUGACACCGACUUCUUAUCUUUCCGAGAUCAAUGUGAAAGUCAGGAUGGCUGGGUCGCCCGUUAUAAUAAAGGAGGAGUGACGGUGUGGUGUCGAGAUGAGGAGUGCAAAACUGUGCAGAAACUCAAGAUGAGAAUCGUGUGCAAGGACGUGACGGCAGAGACUCUCUACGACGUCUUGCACGACACAAGCUACCGGAAAAAAUGGGACACCAACAUGAUCGACACUUUCGAUAUUGGAAGACUGACAGUUAAUGCAGAUGUAGGAUAUUAUUCCUGGAAAUGUCCGAGUCCAUUGAAGAACAGAGACUUUGUCACCAUGCGGUCAUGGCUUCCUCUUGGCAAUGAUUAUCUCAUAAUCAACUACUCUGUCAAACACCCGGAAUACCCACCAAAGAAGGAUUAUGUCAGAGCCGUGUCUUUACUCACAGGGUACUUGAUCCAAUCCAAUGGAGCAAACUGCUGUACUCUUUAUUACUUGACGCAGGUGGAUCCACGAGGAUCUUUACCCAAGUGGGUAGUGAACAGAGUCUCACAGUUUGUGGCACCAAAGGCCAUGAAAAAGAUUUACAAAGCCUGCCUGAAGUACCCAGAGUGGAAGCGGAAACACGACCCUAAUCUGAAGCCGUGGAGAUACCCGGAGCAGAACACUCUGCCCUGCAUCAGCGUAGCUGACCUGACGGUGCAGAGAGCAGAUUCACUGGAGAACAUCGAUGAGAGCAGUGUGAGUGAGGAGAAGGCCCAGCGCCACAGUGAUGAUGAUGAGACCUAAGAGAGCAAUGUUUUGUGUGCAUGUGAAAGUGAGUGUGCAUCGUUCUCGGUUGAGGAUGGUUCCCUUACACUCAUUCUGUAAAUCAUACACUCCCUUCUUUGGAUUGAACAACAUAACAAUAUAGUGUUUUGCAGAGAUUUAAAGACCUCCAUUCUAUGUCCACACACUGAAGAAGGGUCUGGUUGUAUUAGACAUGUUUAACUGAUACUUUUUAUAGUGUAUGAUGAACUCAUUUAGUGUAAAAUGUCUUACACAGUAUCAAUAAGUACUCUGGAAGCAGUCCCCCUCAGUUGAAAUCACAUUUGGGGGUUGCAAAUAGUGUUGCGAAUCAAAUUGCACUCCGGGGGCACCACAAUACGACCGAAAGGGCACUCUACUAUUAGCAAUUAAAGGGGCGGGGGCUUGAUUCUACUGUUAAAUGUUCUUUAGAUUAUGAAAAUGUUCUUCACACACUUAAGAAAAAACUGGUUCUUUUAAGAACUGUUUAAUGGAAGGUUCUUUGAGGAACCCAAAAAGGGCUAAUCUAUGGCAUCACUGUGAAACCCCCUUUUUGGCACCUUUAUUUUUAAGUGUAUGGAGCACGACUCAUUCUGUCAAAACACAACGUAUAAAACACCACCUUCCAGCCCCAUGUUCUGAGGUGAAGAUUUCCUGUGUGAUGUUGCAGAUAGCAAGGACUUCCUUAAAACCCUCUAGUGUUGUACAGUCAUUUUAGGCCGAAAAAAAAAAAAAAAAAAUUUAAAUUUAAUUAUUUUUUUUGGGGAUUUGUUUCGAAAUAGCUAAAUGGUCGUAAAAAAAAUAUAAUAACACUUGUGUUGUUUGCUGUCAAAAAUGACCGCCUUUGGAAGUUAAUGAGAAAUAAGGCAAAACAAAGAGCAUUUUUUUUUGUGUGUACAAUUUACAAAUCAUCCACGAUGCAGAAAAAAAGUGCACAGCAAUGAAGAGGUGACACUUAAAAAUAUCAAGAGUGCAAAACAGACACACCUACCCCCACCACAGACACACAUAUAUAAACUGGUGUGACUAACACAAAGCAAGUUUUUGCAAAUGAGUACAAAUAAAAUCAAUAAUUUAGCCACAGUGCAGUAGAAACACAGACACCAAAGAAGGGGUUACACUCUAAAACAUCGAGAGUACAAAACAGACACACACACAACACACAACACACUAAUAUACACACACAAAUGAUCUGGUGUGUCUGUAAUAAUAUGGCAAAAUUGAACCAGAAGACUCAAAUAAGAGGUUGAAAUCAGGUUGAUUAACCUUCAUUUUUGUUAAAUUUUUUGUUGAAUUUUGAUGUUAUGUGUAACAAAGUGUCCUUCUCUGUGUUAAAAUUAAUGCAAAAACUGACACUUUUCAAACACACACACAAAAAACUAUAAAUCUUUACAAAAAGUUGCUUUGAGAUUGUCUAAAUAUAUAUCCAAAUCCACAACUUAAUAAAAAUAAGUAUUUAUGUCUAAAAACAACUUUAGCUUUUAUAUAUAGAGAUAUUAGUCUGGGUAAACCCAGCCUGAUCUGCCGGCGAUUUGAUUUCGCUCGGCAACUCAGUCUGGAAACCUGUGCAUUCAUUUCUGCUGCGCUGUUACACUUUUGCGGGAACCAAUCACAGACUGGCUU